AUGGGGGCACCGUUUGAAGGAAUCAGUCAAGAUGUUAAAGGAAGAGUUAAAUGCUAUAAACAAGAUUGGGUCGGUGCAAUCUGUUCUGGUGUUAGUAUAUUGGCUCCGACUUUCUACAUAUUCUUUGCUUCUGCACUUCCUGUUAUUGCAUUUGGAGAGCAACUUAGUAGGGAAACAAAUGGAAGCUUGAGCACGGUCGAAACAUUAGCAUCUACUGCUAUUUGUGGAGUUAUCCAGUCAAUUAUAGGUGGCCAACCUUUGUUGAUUUUAGGAGUUGCGGAACCGACUGUUAUAAUGUAUACUUAUCUCUACAGUUUCUGCAAAAAUACACCUAAUUUGGGUGCUGAGCUCUUUCUGGCUUGGGCUGGUUGGGUUUGUUUUUGGACGGGGUUCAUGUUAAUUUUGCUUGCAAUUUUUAAUGCUUGCAAUAUUAUCACUAGAUUUACAAGAAUUGCAGGGGAGUUAUUUAGCAUGCUUAUCACUGUUCUUUUCUUUCAAGAGGCUAUAAAGGGACUGAUAGGCGAGUUCAGCAAUCUGAAGGUGGAAGAUCCUUCCCCAGUGCAAAUUCAAUGGCAGUAUACAAAUGGAUUACUUGCAGUCAUUUUCUCUCUAGGGCUAAUCGUCACUGCACUUAAAAGCAGAAAAGCAAGAAAAUGGCGAUAUGGAACAAGGAAGCUACGAGGCUUUAUUGCAGAUUAUGGAGUUCCAAUGAUGGUAGUGUUGUGGACUGUAUUAUCUUAUAGAAAGCCAAGCACCGUUCCACAUGAUGUUCCUAGAAGGCUGGUUUGUCCGCUUCCAUGGGAACCUGUGUCUCUUUAUCACUGGACAGUAGUGAAGGAUAUGUGGAAGGUACCUGUGGUUUAUAUAUUUGGGGCAAUUAUUCCAGCUUCGAUGAUAGCGGGUUUAUACUUUUUCGAUCAUUGUGUGGCUUCUAAGAUGGCACAACAGAAAGAAUUCAACCUUCAAAAACCAUCUGCCUACCAUUAUGAUGUUUUCCUACUUGGAAUAAUGACUUUGAUUUGUGGUCUCCUUGGCCUUCCUCCUUCAAAUGGAGUCCUUCCACAGUCCCCAAUGCACACAAAGAGUUUGGCAGUUCUUAGGAAGCAGCUGAUCCGAAAGAAGGCUGUGAAAAGCGCCAAGGAAUGCAUGGAACAACACAGUACCAGGUCUGAGUUAUACGGGAAAAUGCAAGCUGUGUUCGUUGAAAUGGAUGCAGCCCCUAGUGUUACAGAUUUGGAGAAUUUGAAAGCAGCUGUAAUGAAACCUGAUACCAAGGGUGGUGCAACGGAACCUUUUGAUCCUGAGAAAUACAUAGACGCUAAUUUACCGGUCCGGGUUAAUGAACAAAGAAUGACCAACUUAUUACAGUCCCUCCUGGUUGGCCUAUCGAUAAUAGGCAUCUCCGUUAUCAAGAAGAUACCGACUUCAGUUUUAUGGGGUUAUUUUGCUUACAUGGCAAUCGAUAGUCUUCCAGGGAAUCAGUUUUGGGAGCGGUUAUUGCUCCUCUUCAUCCCCCCAAGCCGACGUUACAAAGUUUUGCAAGAAUCACAUGCCUCGUUCGUGGAGACAGUACCAUUCAAAACCAUCGCUGGAUUUACAGCCUUACAGUUAGCAUAUUUUCUGUUCUGUUUUGGGGUCACAUGGAUACCUGUUGGUGGAAUAUUGUUCCCGCUACCAUUCUUCCUUCUCAUAGUUCUAAGAGAACACGUUCUACCAAAACUAUUCAAUCCUAACGAUCUUCAGGAGCUAGAUGCUUCCGAAUAUGAGGAAGUUAUUGGUGCUCCACGUGGAGCACGUAAUAUGUCACUAAAGGAUACGGAGCCAUGUGGUAGUGAUACCGACGGAAGCUCGGAAGAUUACUACGAUGCAGAGAUAUUGGAUGAGAUGACAACCAGCAGGGGAGAGUUGAAACUUAGAACUGUAAGCUUCAACGAUCGAAACCGCAGUAACAGUUUCAACGAUCGAAACCGCAGUAACAGUUUCAACGAUCGAAACCAAAGCAACAGCUUCAAUGAAGACAGACACAUUUAG
Molecule: messenger RNA, 2031 nt
Organism: Lathyrus sativus (Indian pea)
Lineage: Eukaryota; Viridiplantae; Streptophyta; Magnoliopsida; Fabales; Fabaceae
Source: the annotation of a GenBank genome assembly